Megalobrama amblycephala (Wuchang bream) is the source of this 6510-nucleotide messenger RNA. RefSeq names its product sema domain, immunoglobulin domain (Ig), transmembrane domain (TM) and short cytoplasmic domain, (semaphorin) 4C (gene sema4c). Gene Ontology annotation, molecular function: semaphorin receptor binding; chemorepellent activity. The coding region runs from base 627 to 3218 and encodes 863 amino acids. Gene Ontology annotation, biological process: neural crest cell migration; muscle cell differentiation; negative regulation of axon extension involved in axon guidance. Lineage: Eukaryota; Metazoa; Chordata; Actinopteri; Cypriniformes; Xenocyprididae. The record is from RefSeq and is a predicted model, not a curated record. The transcript has 16 exons.
UGUGAGCCACCGGUCCGCCUCAUCGCUUCCCCGAUACCCAUCAGGAGGCAGUAUAUCCUCCAGUGCAGUGUGUGUGGCGUACUGGAGCUGUGCUUCCCGUCCGCUAAGCACCUUUGUUUCUCUCACAGUCAGAGCUUUACUUUAGCAGGGCGCGGGGUUCAAGUUGCUGAGACGGAGGAGAACCGCUUUGAAGAAGUGGAUCUGUACGGGUUUAAUACACCCUCCCUCUCUAGAACUACUACAAAGGGAGUGAACGGAGAGAGUUGCGCUGCGUAAACCGACACACUGACCAUCGCGCCGCUCGCUUGCUCGCUUGCUCGCUCGCUCUCCUAGCCGUCAAGAAAGCAAGCAUGCGGGAAAACAAAAGGAGCUGAGUCUUUCUGUGGAAAAUGUGGGAUUUGUUGGGCUCGUUUUGAAAUGGUGGUUCUCUGAGACCAGGCGCUGUGUGCGUUUUCAUGCGUUUUUGGACGCGCUGACAGUCCGUGAGCGUUACGCACCGACUCGCCAGAGGAGCCGUUGUGCGCAUCUGGAGCCUCCACACCUCGCCGUCCAAUCAGAACCCUCGCUCCUCGUCCAAUCCGAAUCGGCAUUCCGUGGAGCAGAAUAAAAGAAGUGGGUGCGGAGAAAUGGGGUGUGCAAAAGUUCUUCUCGUGAUGUUCGUGAUCGGGUUUGAAAAGGGGAUUUGCGUCAACUGGAACCCCGUCCCACGCAAGACCGUUAAAUAUAAUGAUGUGCAUGACAGUAUGGCGAGGUUUCACGCUGUUGGGGUGUGGAACUACACCAUGUUGACCCUGGCAGAACAUGAGAGGGUUUUGUACGUGGGCGCCAGAGAGCACAUCUUCGCCCUGGAUCCCAACGACAUCAGCAGACAGCUCCGACCACAGAUUGAGUGGUCGGCUCCUGUGGAAAAGAAAAGAGAGUGCGCAGCGAAGGGGAAGAAUAACCAGACUGAGUGUUUCAACUACAUUCGUUUCCUGCAGAGCUACAACCACACACACCUGUACACAUGUGGGACGUACGCCUUCCAGCCCAAAUGCACUUAUAUUAAUGCAGAUCAUUUCACUCUGGAUAGCGCCGCCCUGGAGGACGGCAAGGGAAAGUGCCCCUAUGACCCCGCCAAGGGUCAUACAGGCCUUAUUGUGGACAAAGAGUUGUACUCCGCCACCCUCAAUAACUUCCUGGGCACAGAGCCCGUAAUCCUGAGGAACCUGGGACAACAACAUUACAGCAUGAAGAGUGAAUACCUACCGGCUUGGCUCAAUGAGCCAAACUUUGUGGGUUCGGCGCUGGUCCGGGAGAGCCGCAACAGUAAAGAUGGAGACGACGAUAAGAUCUACUUCUUCUUCAGCGAGAGAGCGUUGGAGCUGGACUGCGACAGCGAUCUGACCGUUGCACGGGUGGCACGUGUGUGUAAGGGAGACCUGGGUGGCACACGGACCCUGCAGAAGAAGUGGACCACCUUCCAGAAGGCUCGGCUGAUGUGCUCUUUCCCCGAGCGCCACAUCACCUUUAAUAACCUGCGGGCCGUCUUCACCCUUCCUGGGGCGGACUGGAAGAGCACUAGUUUCUAUGGCAUCUUCCAUGCACAGUGGGGGGAUGUGGAUGUGUCUGCUGUGUGUCAGUACCAGAUUGGAGAGGUGAAAAAUGUGUUCGACGGACCGUAUAAAGAAUACAGGGAGUCGUCUCAGCGAUGGGUCCGAUACACUAGCACCGUGCCCAGUCCACGACCUGGAGCGUGCAUCACAAACUUUGACAGGGAAAACGGCUACAACAGUUCUCUUCAGCUACCUGACGCUACGCUAAACUUUGCCAAGAAGCAUCCACUAAUGGAGCUCAGGGCAGAAGCUCGCCCCCUGCUGCUUACUAAAGGCAUCAACUUCACCCGACUAGCAGUGGACCGAGUGAACUCACUGGACCAGAGAUCCUACAACAUGCUCUUCAUAGGCACAGCGGAUGGAUGGCUCCAGCGUGUCGUGAUUUUGGGUUCAGAGGCCCAUGUGAUAGAAGAGAUCCAGCUGUUUGAUCGGCAGCAACCGGUGGACAGCCUCACCAUCUCGCACAGCAAAAAGUAUUUGUACAUUGGCUCACGCUCUGAGGUUCUUCAGCUGCCCUUGGCAAACUGCAGCCGGUACCAUUCACAGCCAGACUGCCUGCUGUCCAGAGACCCGUACUGUGCCUGGGACAGCGAGGGACGUGCUUGUGUCCGCAUCGACCUCCACCGCGGCUCCACAUCCACACUUUCGCAGGACCUCAUGCUGGAGAGGUUCAACCGAGGAAAAGCCAAGUUUGAUAAGCCUUUCUCCAUCCCCAGCCCUGAUCAUUCUAGGUUGAGAAAUGUGACUGUGGUCGUUGGGUCGGAUCUGGUAUUGCCCUGCAAUCUGGUUUCCAACUUGGCCCAGCCCUUCUGGGAGCUCAACGAACGUGAGCUCGCCCUGGUGGAAGGUGAGGCCAUUGGGCCGCGAUUCGACCGAGCACUCCGCGCUCUCGUUAUCCCUCAAGCUGGUUCCCUUCAAGCGGGCCGCUACAUCUGCUACUCAGAAGAGCAAGGGGUGAAGUUCCAGACGGAGAGAUACCAGGUCGCAGUGGUAGCCAGCGCGCCAGUCUUCAUGGAGGCCCGCGCUCCUGACGGCAGCAUGGGUUUAUUCUGGGUGCUGGUGAUCACGUUGGGUGCCGCUUGUCUAUUGCUGCUAAUCGCGUCUUUGUAUCUUCGUAGAAGACUGAAGUUGGCACUGGGCAAAGGGGCAGAAAUGAAGCCGUUGGAGAGCACUUUAGUGUACCCCAUUACUUUACCCAAAGAGCCUCCCAGCCGGCCAUCGUUCGUGCCGAGCAAGAUGGCAAAUGAUGAGGAUCGCUUCUGGGAAACCGGAGCUAAUUAUUACUACUCAGACGGCUCCCUGAAAAUCGUGCCAGGGCAUGCAAUGUGCUCCACCGGUAGCUCGGCAUCUCCGAGUGCUAUUCCCGGUCAGCCCAUUCACUCGCCGAGCAGGUUGAGCCUCACUAACAUUCGAAACUCAGGCACCAACGGAUACAUCCGCCUGAAUCUGAGCACGGCCGGAGAGGAGAGAGCGAGCACUGGAUCUGGAAUGGGCAUGGGAAGCGGACUCGGGCUGGGCGGCCGAGAGAACGACUACGCCAGUCCUUUCAAAGAGGAGCUCCGGAGAACUCUGCAGCAGAGGAGCGUGCUUCCCGACGCCAAUCCAGAGGAGUCUUCUGUGUAGACCUCGCAGGAACCACAGAAAACCUCACCUACCUCCCUCCUGCUUGGGGAACUCUCUUCAUCUUACGCGCGACCUAUUUCUUCUCUGUCAACACUUCUCUGCUGUGGCGAACAUCUCCCGUGCCAUAAGGCCACCGACAUUCCCUUGGAUUAUUCUGGUUCUCAUAUGUACUAACACUCAACCGAGACUGAACACAUCUCGCAAAGCUUUUGUAAAUGUCUAUAUUUAAUGGACCAGACCGACAGGGCCUUGUGUUGAUCUUGGCUAACAGGCGAACACAGGUACAUCUCUGAGAGGAACCCAACCAGCCAAAUGUAGCCGCCAGUCUGAUCUGUGUUGGGGCAGACGUCUGGCAACCUAAUCAUUUGGCAAGAUGGAGGAUACAGAGCUUAUUUUUGACGUCCAGAGGUUGCUUGCCUCAGUUAAAGCAGGUGUUUGGACAUGUUUUUUUGCACCCUUUUUAUGGGUAGAACACAUGAGAGAGGAGAUGAAAAGGACAUGCAUAAACUUAAAUCGCAAGAUGACAAUCACGCUCUUCUCUCAAGAGGAAAGCAGAGGAGAAAUUGUUAAAGAGAAGAGAGGGGGAAAAACAACUGAGUGAGCUGUAAAAUCGAAGCAGGACUUUAUGAACAAAUGCUUUGCCUUUCUUUCUUUACAGCUCAAUAACUUUUUUUAAACUUUGUCUUUUUUCUGAGAAUGUGUACUGAGACUUGCAGCACUAAUAUAUUGUGAGGUUUUUUCAUGUCUGUUUAUUGCAACUGUUAAAGAAGGAUUUCUUCUUUUUUUUUUUUUACGAUUAAUAGUUUCAUCUGAAAUGUGAAAGGAUUACCAGUGGUAGUAGCAUGAGGAAGGUGUGAACAGAAUGUUGUACUAAGACUUUGUUGGAUGUGACAGCAAGUGCAUUAUUGUAUAUAUUUGGCUUGAACUGCCAAAUUAAGUACAACCCCAGUGUUUGCCUACAUGAUGAUGGAAUGAAACUUUACUUCUGGAAUGGUAUAGAAGACUCCACCCAUGUUCUAAAGCCGGAUUGUUCUACAUGAAAGGGAUCCUUGAUCAAGUCCAGAAUGAGGAAGCUACGGCUGAUCAAACACAGUGUGGGCUUUGCAACUCUUAAACACAGACUAAAUACAAAAACAGGGUGAAAACAGAAAGGACAUUUCAUUCCAUUGACUUUGAUUGUGAAGACAAAUGAAGGAGAUUUCGAUUAUUCAUGACCCUGUGGGUGGAGAGGCACUACGAUGCUCAUCACUGGUCCAUACUUUGUUGCAUGAUGUUCUGCAAAAAUAUAUUAUAUAAGUUUCAACAAUAAAACAAUAGUCUCAUGUUUAAAAAAUAAUAUAAAAAACUUUUCGUACCUGUGCCUCUUCACCUUGGGUGAAGCCAAAGCAGACUGCAGACAUGUUUCUUCUCUGUUUCCUGUUUUUCUUUCAUUUUUUAAAUUCUCUGCUUUAUGUUCUGGAAUUCGUCCAUUGCACAGAACUUUCUGAAAUCUUUGUUACUACUACUCUUGUUUUGGUGGAAUGCUAUUCUUUGUGGCAUGAGAGCUUUACAAUUUUUCAAGCGGCUUUCCAUUCUGUCAUUCGCUCUUUUCUAGUCUACAAUCUAGUGUGCGCCACAUAGCAUAAGAGGGGGAAGUUUAUACUUGUUAGAAAAGAUCUUUGUACUUAAAAGUAUGCUGAGAAAUGUCAACAAGGACCGAAUACUUUCUGCCAGGCCUUCUCAGGGUGGCUCUCUUGAAAUAAUUAAAUUUCACUGUUCUUAAUUUCACUAAUUGCUUUGAUAAGCCUGUCUAAUGACUUAUAGUCAGACUUUACGUCUGACAUGAUUUCACUGAGCGACCAGAAAUGUUGCAUAUGCUUGUUUGCAUCAUGCAUGGCUUUUUUGUACUGACCAGUAUUCCCUGCUUGAUAAAAAAGAAAAAAACGGUCAUCUCAGUUCAUUCGGUUCAUCUCACAUGGCUUUAAAUCUGCUGUUUCUUUGUGAAUUUUUGUGUUACAAAUUUCCUCUUUUCUUGCAUUUCAAGAUAUCUUUAAAAAUGUUGCUGUUGUUUUUUUUUUUUUUAGGUAAUUAUGUUAAGUAACUUAUUUUGCUUGUACAAAAAGUUGAUAUUUAUUACCAUUGUACAUAUGCCCUUAUUUUUUAUAUAUGUAUAUAUCUACAGAAAAUAAAAGUAGAGAUCAGUUCACAGUGAGUAGGUUGUGUAUGCUUAUAUGAGUAACUGUGUUCAAUUGACUUAGAAGAGGACCUAUUGUGGGUUUUUUUUGUUUGUUUUUGCUGUUGCUGUUUGAGCACGAAAAAAGUACUGCAAAGCAUAAAGUCUCUACAAAGGGAGUUAUUCUCUAUAUCAGUAAAUGCUGUUUCUGAACUUGCUGAAACUCCUCGAAUGUAGUCUUGAGUUUACUUCCAAAAGCGGUCACAAUGGGCAUAUGCAGAAUAAAGGGGCGAGGCCUGGUUGAGUUGUGUUAGAAGUGUGAUGAAACUAAAGGUUAUGGUAAGGGGCGACAUUUUCAGAAACAUGGCCAAUCACAACACACUGGUCCAGCCAACCAAUCAGAGCACAUUGCACUUCUCAGAAGGAGGGGCUUCGUAGCAACCGGAACUAAACAGAGCGUUACUGACAGACUGGGAAAAGAGGUGCUGCAACAAUGUAAAAUAUGUGAAAAAUAAUGUGUUUUUUGAACAUUCAAGCAGGAAAACCUAUUCUAGUAGAAUAAUCAAAACUAAAAGGGUAUAAUAGGUCCUAUUUAAAAUGCCAUUGAAAUGUCAGGUGCUUUAAUUGUUGGUAAUGCAAAAUGGCUAUAUAGUGGUUUACAUAUUGCUUGUGCUAAACAUAUUUCCAGACAGUCACAGUGACACUUAACUUAACGCUUGGACAACCACUAGUGCAGUCUCUCCAGCUUAUAUUUUUAUCUCUUUCAUACUGUGCAUCUAAACACUCUCACAUGUACAGGUGACAGAGCAGCCACGUGCCAUAUGGACGGUAGCCACAGCUGUGUGUGACAUCAGCGUUCUGGUCUGAGUUCAUCAUUAGUGUCUACACAGCUGGGCCUCUACUUCUGGAACAAUCUCUAUACCAUUAUAGGACACCAGUCACAGAUGUCUAUAAAAUGAGGAGAGGAAGAGAGAAACCCAGAGAUCACUGCAUAUUAUUUAACACAAUUACUGACAUCACGAUUAUCACAUGAACAUAAAUGAAUUGAGAAUGGUGAAGGAAAAACAACCAGUUAUGUAACCCUGUUCAAUCUGUUUAUACUGUGAAAAAAGAAAUAUUACAUAAAUAUAUACAAUAUUA